CCGCGGGCCGGGCCGGGCCGGUCGCCGCCGCCGCCAUCGCCGCCAUGGCCUGGGGCGCCUCGCUCGCCGAGUGCCUGCGCGAGUGGGAGGAGCUGCAGGACGGCUACCAGCGCAUCCAGGACAACCACAGGCUGUACAAGCAGAAACUCGAGGAGCUGACCAAGCUGCAGGAUGGGAUCUCCAGCUCCAUCACCCGGCAGAAGAAGCGGCUGAAGGAGCUGUCCCUGUCCCUCAAAAAAUGCAAAGCCCAGGCGACUCCCGAGCAGGAAGCAUCCAUCCAAGAGACCCAGAGCCUGAUUAAAGAGAGGCAGAACGUGUUCUUUGAGAUGGAGGCCUAUCUGCCAAAGAAGAACGGGUUGUACCUGAGUCUGGUGCUCGGCAAUGUGAACGUGACCCUGCUCAGCAAACAGGCCAAGUUUGCAUAUAAAGAUGAGUACGAGAAGUUCAAGCUCUACCUCACCAUCAUCCUACUCAUUGUCUCCUUCUCCUGUCGGUUCCUCCUCAACUCCAGGGUGACAGACGCCGUCUUCAACUUCCUCCUGGUGUGGUACUACUGCACCCUCACCAUCCGCGAGAGCAUCCUCAUCAACAACGGCUCCAAGAUCAAAGGCUGGUGGGUUUUCCAUCACUACAUCUCCACCUUCCUCUCAGGUGUCAUGCUGACGUGGCCAGAUGGGCUCAUGUACCAGAUGUUCAGGAACCAGUUUCUGUCCUUCUCCAUGUACCAGAGCUUUGUGCAGUUCCUGCAGUAUUACUACCAGAGCGGGUGCUUGUACCGGCUGCGAGCGCUGGGGGAGAGGCACAACAUGGACCUGACUGUGGAGGGCUUCCAGUCCUGGAUGUGGAGAGGCCUCACGUUCCUGCUUCCCUUCCUCUUCUUUGGGCAGUUCUGGCAGCUCUACAACGCCAUCACCCUGUUCCGCAUGCUGCAGCACCCCGAGUGCAAGGAGUGGCAGGUCCUCAUGUGUGGCCUCCCCUUCUCCAUCCUCUUCCUGGGCAACUUCUUCACCACCCUCCGUGUCGUCCACCAGAAGAUCCAGAACAAGAACCAGGACACGAAGGAGAAUUGAAGUGGGGCCCUGUGGGGGCCUGGACUGUUUCUCCAUCCCCUGUCCCCAUCUCCUCGAUUCCGUCCGGACUCUGGGGUCUCAUCCCAUCCCUUGGAGGCCUGGCUGUGGGACAGAGCUUGGGGCCUGCUCCUAGCCAGUCCCUGUGCUCAGCCUGGGGCUGGAUCCCUGCUGGAGUCACUCACCUGCAGCCAGGAGCACCCUGCACCUCCUGUCCUGGCUGCCCUCCCCAUGCAGACAGCAGGAUGCCUGGGACAGCCACUCCCCUCCCUGGCACUGGGAUGUCCUCUGGGUGCUGCUGCUCCCCACAGGGGCAGGGCAGUGCCCAGGGACUGCCUCCCACAGCUCCUGGGGUGCUGGAGGCUCCCCCUUUCCCCCAGCCCUGCAC
Molecule: messenger RNA, 1455 nt
Organism: Camarhynchus parvulus
Lineage: Eukaryota; Metazoa; Chordata; Aves; Passeriformes; Thraupidae
Gene: TMEM120A
Product: transmembrane protein 120A
Exons: 12
Coding region: 45-1070 (341 amino acids)
Biological process (GO): fat cell differentiation
Cellular component (GO): membrane
Source: RefSeq, a predicted model, not a curated record